AUGCGUGUAUCUAUCUACACCCUCGUCUCGGCCGCGCUAUCAGCCGGUCCAGUUUCCGCCUUUCCCGCACAUCUCGCUGAAACUUUCAGCAAGCUUCGGAGUGCAAGUGAUAUCAGGUCAGAGCCCAACGGAAUCCCCAGCUGCCCCUUUGCGAAAAGGCAGCUCCCCGGUGUCGACCCCCCUUUCGAUGCCGAGACGCAGUAUGUGAGCAACACCGGCGACCAUGCCUUUGUGGCUCCGUCCAGUAACGACCAACGAGGGCCUUGCCCGGGAUUGAAUGCCAUGGCAAACCAUGGCUAUCUCCCCCAUAAUGGCGUAGCAAGCAUCCAGGAGUUCAUCACCGGUACGAUGGAGGCAUUCGGCAUGGGCAUCGACUUGGCAACUUUCCUUGCUAUCUAUGGAGCUGUAUUGGAUGGCGACCUGACGUCCUACUCGAUUGGGGGGCCGGUUCCAUCGUUACUCAAGCUUGGCGGUCUUCUGGGCGAACCUCAAGGCCUCUCUGGCUCACACAACAAGUACGAGGGCGAUGCAUCGCCUGUCCACGGAGAUUUUGGAAACAACCUACCCCAGGUAUCCCAAUUCACCGCUCUCUACGAGCUGGGGCAAGCAAACAGCGACUCAAUCGACCUGGAACUCUUGACGCAAUUCCGCGUACAGCGGUUCAGCGACUCCAUAUCCCAGAACCCAUACUUCUUCUCCGCGCCAUUCAGCGGUCUCAUCGUCAGCAACGCGGCAUACACGUUCAUCUACCGUUUCAUGGCCAACAAGACCGCAGAAAACCCACAGGGAAUACUAAAUGGAGAGAUUCUCAAGUCUUUCUACGCAGUCACCGGGGAGUUUCCCGACUUCACGAUAACGCCGGGCCACGAGCACUUCCCGGACAACUGGUACAAGCGGAACCCGCUCGAUUACUACACGAUUCCGUACUUCAACUUAGAUGCGCUGGCCAUGCAGCUGGAACAUCCUCAAUUUCUGUCGGUUGGAGGCAACACGGGCAAAGUGAACUCGUUCGUUGGUGUGGACCCGGCAGCAUUGACGGACGGUGUGUUCAACGCACCAAAUCUGCUCGAGGGCAACAACGCUUUCUGCUUUGGCGUGCAAGGUGCUUUGCAGAUGGCGCCCGAUAUUCUGAAGGGCCUGUUCGGGGACAUCACUGAGGCUUUGGUCUUGCUGUCUUCAGCUGUUGGGAAUGCGACGCAGGGUCUGAGCUGCCCGCAACUGACGAAUUUUGACGAAGGGCAGUUCGCGCAGUUCCCUGGGUACACUGGGUUGAAGCCGGACGGGGAGUAUAAGGCUUGA
Messenger RNA from Anthostomella pinea, 1299 nucleotides. The record is from the annotation of a GenBank genome assembly. Lineage: Eukaryota; Fungi; Ascomycota; Sordariomycetes; Xylariales; Xylariaceae.